Venturia canescens is the source of this 2549-nucleotide messenger RNA. RefSeq lists its product as uncharacterized. The record is from RefSeq and is a predicted model, not a curated record. The coding region runs from base 15 to 2153 and encodes 712 amino acids. NCBI's taxonomy places the organism in Eukaryota, Metazoa, Arthropoda, Insecta, Hymenoptera, Ichneumonidae. The transcript is spliced from 8 exons.
CUUAUCUGCUAGAGAUGAAUUGCUGCAACUAUGUUCAGCCAUAUCCGGCUCACGGCCACUUUUAUCAUCAACAACAACAACAACACAAUUUCUGUUAUGACAAUACCAACGCUUAUGGGGCUGGUGCGUAUGGAAUUAGCGGUGGGCUUGGAACAGCUCCGCUCUCCGAUGCUGUCGAACCCAAUGCCUUGCGAUACAACAGACUCCCGCCUGCCUAUCCGACAGAUUACGUGUACAAUCCGAAAGAGGCACGAUUGCGAAAGGCGAUGAGAGAGCAGAGCCGAGAAUUAUCGAGACAGACGAUAUUACAAACGGCGAUAGCAUCCGCAGGAGGGAACACGAGCGUCGGCGGUCCUGGUUGCGGUAGCAACAGCGUCGCCGAUAAUAUAUCACCAUCCUUGGCAACAGGAUCGACGAAUUUUCUAAAUCAUCCACUAAACUGUUCGGCAUCGGUCGUUAACGGGGGAUCGAUCGGUGCUGCGAGCGUUUCCUCUUUGCCCGGUAGUCCAUCGUUCAACACCGGCAAUCGUAUAAUCAAUCCGUGGUUUCCUCCUUCUCAUGCUCCAUCCACGAACCAUUUGAAGCCGAUACUAUCGCCGAGGGUCAUGACGGUGGCCCAGCACCAGCAACAGCAGCAACACCGAACGUUCGAUAAGACCAAAGAGGUUUUGAGAAAACAGGCUGAAUGUGCCGGCUUUUCCGCAGCCUCUAAUCCUCCCACCUAUUCCAACGAGUUUUCCGCUCACGGGAAUUCCGGAAAUUUGGCAGGACACCAACCGUCCUCCCACGAGCCCAACGAUUAUUGCGUUAUCGCUGAAUUUUCCGACGCCCAAAAAUGGCAUCCUUAUCAAAACGGUCCAACGCCUUAUCACUCGAGGUCGGGCGGCGCACUCUCGAAAAUGGGAAACCUACAACCAGCUAUGCAAUCGAAUAACGUGCAUGCACACACUGGCUGGAACCAGUUCUGUACCGUGCCACUUGCCACCGUGCCUCGAGGGCCCAGGCACAUGGUCUUCCUCCAGGAACACCAGCAAAACCAGCAUUGUGGAUAUCCGGACGAGAUGCAAAUGCCCUACAUGCAGAACAAGCACAUGGAAAUCAGCCACAGACUCCAUCCGAGUUAUUCCCAACAAGAGCAGCAGUCGAAGCUGCAAUCGAACGCGAUGUCGCCGUUGAACAUGUCGCAGCUGCGUGAUCCGGAGAAAAGGAUGGAGGACGGUCCUCGAUGGGAAUCGUCGAACGGCGGCCAGGGCGUGGGGUGUGCGAAUGAGAGUUCGCUCGUGAUGAGAUCGAGGCGCGAGGGCGAGGCGAAGAUUCAGCAGGAUGAGCAGGAGCAGGACCGAACCGACGGUCAGGAGGGCGGUCAUCAGUUGGUGAAAAAUCGUGAGCCGCAGCAACGAGAGCAACGUUACAACGGGGAGUGCCCGAGUCCGAGUGAAUCGAGGCACAAGAAAUCAGGGAAUUGUAGCAAGCAACCGUUGCCAGGUUUUCACCAAGCGUUUGGCUCGACGGAAAUCGGGCGCUUCUCGAGAUCGGAAUUUUUCGCAAAUAUGGUCGGCGGUGACGCGAACAACCUCAUUGCCGACGGCUUCCUGCCAGCUUCCAUACUCCCGUUCUCAAGCAAUUCCAAAAUUGCCAUUCGAUCUUCCAACUCCCUUGGGUUCCCACAUUUUCCUAACGAGGAACAAGUCUUGCAACAAAUCUUACCGGAUGAUUGCAUCUGGAUCGCACCCAUCCCUGCACACACCGCCGUUUCUGAUUCCAGUGAGACCAAAUCGGGCUACGCAUUUCUCGAUUAUUCGCGUCGACUGAAUCAGCAGGAUUGGCUGCACGCGACGGCCGGUAAGAUGUUGAAAAAUCGGGAAAGUGAAUUGGUCGAGCAGCCGAGCGGAGCCUUCUCCGUUCGAGACGACGCGCUCCUGAGGCCGCGUGAUCACCGGCCGGAGCGUCGAGAGUACAGCGAAAGCAAUUGCAGCGCUUCGAGCACGAGUAGCGUCAGUUACGCCUUCCACGAUAAUCGGGGCAAAGAAAAUUUCCGGGAGAAGAGAACCGAGUCGAACGGGGAGGAGGUCGUGGAGCCGGAAAAUUUGUCAUCCCGAUCGAACCCAGCGGACGAUUCUCCGCGGAGAGAAACUCCGGAGGCUCCGAAGUAAGGGAGCGAGAGUUGGCGUGCUUUUUCAACGUUGCGCACUGUGCUCGACCCCUUUUUCGCAGCAUCGAACGACGGAGAUUCAAACUCACCGAAUGACUGCGCGCGCCCAGAAAAAGUGAAUGUUCGAAAACUAUUUGUAAAAUUGGGAAAAACGAAUAUCACGAAAUCCCCAAAAAAUUCAGCGUUCCCUCCCAACCGUUUGGUGCCAUUGGAAAGGAAAGUUUAGUCGAUAGGAUAGAAAAUAAAAUAGAAUUUAAUCGUUAAGAGCGAACGGUCGUUGACGCAUAACUGCGAUUUGUUAUUCGAAUUCUCGACUCCAUUUGUGUUCGAUCAUCGAUGUUACGAUGUGUAUUUGCCAAAAUAUAUGAUAUUCGUUGAUGGAGAGAAGAACAAAGUA